This is a messenger RNA of Styela clava, 453 nucleotides long. RefSeq names its product adenosine 5'-monophosphoramidase HINT3-like. Gene Ontology annotation, molecular function: catalytic activity. NCBI's taxonomy places the organism in Eukaryota, Metazoa, Chordata, Ascidiacea, Stolidobranchia, Styelidae. The record is from RefSeq and is a predicted model, not a curated record.
AUGGGAAAUACAAGAAGCUCGGAAGAUAAGUGCAUAUUUUGUAAGAUAUGCCGAAAAGAGCAUCCUGAUUCUAAAAAUAUUUUGGCUGAAAAUGAGAAACUGGCUAUAUUUAGUGAUAUAAACCCUGCAGCAAAACAUCAUUAUCUUGUUGUACCGAAACAACAUAUAAAUAAUCCGAAGACUCUUAACACUAAAGAGCAUAUAGAGAUAAUCAAAGAAAUGGUUUCAUUCGGAAAGGACUAUCUUCAGAAGCAAAAUGAUGUCGAAGAAAAAGACACGAAGAUUGGUUUUCACUGGCCUCCAUUUAUAUCUAUUGAACAUCUUCACCUCCAUAUUAUAUGUCCUGCAUCAUCGAUGAGUUUGUUGCAUCGUGCAAUGUUUAAUAAUUCGUAUAUGGUUGAUCCAGAAUAUGUGAUUGAUAGGAUUGAAUCUAAAAUCGAAUCUCAACUUUGA